This is a messenger RNA of Paramecium sonneborni, 1374 nucleotides long. Lineage: Eukaryota; Ciliophora; Oligohymenophorea; Peniculida; Parameciidae. The record is from the annotation of a GenBank genome assembly.
AUGAAGAAAACAUUCUUAACUUGUUUACCAUUGAACACCAUAUAAGAAUAGGCUCUUUUUUAUACUUUAAGAAUAUUGAGGAAAGCUUCUGAUUAAUAAUUGCUUGAAUUAGAUUAAAUUAAAUUGUUUAUAAAAGAAAUAUCUCCAUUAGUUUUACAUCAUAAUAGAUGGGUUAGAGAUGAAGCCUAACAUUUUAUUACUAUUUAAUUAAAAACUUUUAACAGCUUAGAUAUUUAUUUACAUAUACUUCCUCAUAUUAAAAAGUAUUUAAAAGAGAAUGUGCCUAAUUUGGAUGAAGAAAUUUUUAAAAAUUUAGUUUAGAAGCCCAUUAGUUAAAAGUUUUGGUAGGAGAAUCAUCAGUUUGAAAAAUUAUAUAAAUUUAAAUAGACUUUAAUAUAAUUAGAAAAAUUAUGUAGAGGAGUAUAUAUUGAAUCAAAACCAUACUCUGAAAUCUCUAUUUAAAAAACUGAUAAAAUUUAAAACCUGCCAUCAUCAAAUGUUUCUUAAAAAUUAUUUGAGUUUUUUGAAGCAUACUUUAAGUUAAAAUUUUUUAAAUAAAAUGCUUAUAUUAUUUUGACAGAAUUUAUUAAAAAGUAGAAAACUUGGAAUGAUUUCAAUAAUUUUAGUAAAAUUAACUUGGGUAUAGAUUUACAAAAUUACAAAAAUUACAAGAAUUUCAAAAACAAAUUUGUAGAGUAAUAAUAAUUUAAAUCUAGCACUUAACGGAUCAAUUUUAUCAGUUUUAAUAUUAUUAUGAAUUAAUUCAUAUAGAAAUCGUAUUAAAUCCAAUAGACUGAAAUUUAAUAUGAAAAAAGUGUAGAACAAAAGAUUGUAAAAUAAUUCAAAUUAAAAAAAUAAUUAGUCACUACUAUUCCUGAACACAAAGACAUAGUGACAUCCUUAUAAAAAUAUAGUGAUCAAAACAGAUUUAUUUCAGCCUCUUAUGAUGGAACAAUAAGAUUUUAUGAAAUGAAUAAAAUUUAAGAAGAUUUUACUUGUGGUAGUUUGCAUUCAAUACAAAUAAUGGAUGAUCAAAAUAAGCUUGAAAGAUUAAAUACUAUAUAUGUUUUAGAAGGAGCAGACAGUUUUAUUGUUGGUACAAACUCUGGUUAAGUUAGUUAAUAUAAGAAUUAAGUAAAAGUAACACCUUUUACAAAAGAUGAUUCAGGAAUAAAGAAAAUAGUAGAUUAUGAUAAUGCCUUUUGCCAUGUAACUGAAAAAGGAUUUUUGAUUCUUGAAGACAUCAGAACAAGAAGAACAUAAUAAUUAAGUGUCAAUACUAAAUGCCUUUUAGCGCCUAGUUUAGUUCAUGAUAAUAAUAAUACAAUGUUAAGCACAGUUAAUGGUUUUUUAAUAUUAUAUGACAAUAGAUGA